Pararge aegeria (speckled wood butterfly) is the source of this 1024-nucleotide messenger RNA. RefSeq lists its product as uncharacterized. Gene Ontology annotation, molecular function: DNA binding. The record is from RefSeq and is a predicted model, not a curated record. Bases 166 to 1023 code for a protein of 285 amino acids. Gene Ontology annotation, biological process: regulation of transcription by RNA polymerase II. Lineage: Eukaryota; Metazoa; Arthropoda; Insecta; Lepidoptera; Nymphalidae. The transcript has 3 exons. Gene Ontology annotation, cellular component: transcription regulator complex; nucleus.
GUUGCCACGUCGCUUCACAAUUCCGUCGCCUCCAGUCCGCACCGCAAAAAAAACUGGCCUCAUUUCACUAAAUUAAAAUAAAAAGUAAUUUACUGCUGUCAAACUUACUGCGGCUAUAGUGUUUGUAUCUUCAUUGGGUACCUAUAUCGAAAUAAGCUCAGCACAAUGAACGAAGAAAAGUUAAUAGGAUUAGUGCGACAUUACGUAUUCCUAUACGACACGUCCCAUCCGAAGUACAUGGAUAGCACGAAAAAAGACGCAGCGUGGAACGAAAUAUCGCAAAUAUUAAACCAACCAGCUUCCGCCUGUAAACACAAAUGGCAAGGCUUAAGAGAUGCAUACAGAAGAGCACUAAACAAAAGGAAACAGCGUGUAACCGAAAAGCCAUCUGCGAAGGUCAAGAAAUGGAAAUUCGAAGACGAGAUUUCUUAUUUAAACAGGUAUUUGUGCGAAAAGAGAAAAAUGCCUCCAAACGACGAUGAAGGUGAUCAGAACGGCGGUGACUUUGACAAUGUUUCUAACUCUGAUUUCGAGGGUAACUCUGAAUGUUAUAAGAAUGAUAAAGAAGAAAUGGAACACCCAGAGAACAUUGAACAGUACAUUGUGGCGAUGGAUCCAGCGAAUUUUGCUCAUUCACCAUCACCUAAUUCCGGUCAGAACAUGCAAAAGAAUUCUCAAAAGUGGGUUAACUCACAACCAAGCCCUUCGUCCUAUGUAACAACAAAUUAUUCAGAUGACGUUAUCAAAGAAUAUAAAGAGACCGAGAUCACACACGACCAGAUGGAUUUAUUCUUUCUAAGCUUAUCGAAUACAGUCAAAAGCUUCUCACCGUACCUACAAGCUAUAGCGAAGAACAAAAUAUUCAACCUGGUAUCCGAAUUGGAAAUACAACAGCUGACUCCGGCCAAAACCAACAAUAUUCUGCGGCCAUCAACAAUCCCGCAUACUUCUAAUUGGUCGACCCAGCAGGAGCAAAAUUCAUCGCACGUUAGCAUCAAAAUAGAAAACGCACUUCACGAUUGAA